CUCCUGCUCGUAGAGCUCCUCUCCACCAGUAACUACUACCAAUGCGUUCGUUCAAUGCUUUGUUCGUUUUCUGCCUCGUUGCCGUCCUUGCUGUGUUCGGCCAGGAACAGUCUAUGGCUUCCGAAGUAGCCGUUCCAGUCGCUGCUGCCUCCGCUGAGCAGUUCGAUCAGGCUAAGCCUCUGUUGAGUAAGCAGCAGGAAGAGGAGAAGAAGCAUGAGGAGGUCAUCCAAGAGGUCACGCAGGUGGCUCUCGCCAAGUCGGGCUGGAUGAAGCGUGUUGUGACCCCUACCUUCCUUGCUGGUACAUUUGUCACCAUCAUCGUGUUCACCGUGGUAUGGAUCGGCUCUUGCUGCUUGUACGAUAUCAGGACUCCUGACAGGUUCGCCGCUAAGGCCAUGAACAUUCAUAAGGAAUACUAAGCUAGAGUUGGAGUGGAUUCCACCAGAGUCGUCGUAGUGAUGAAAGUGUGUGGCCAUAAGGCCCGCUUCCGAUUCCUGUUUCACUACGUUGAUACUGUUAAGACGACAGGGAGUAGAUGAACACACUAUUAGAUGGUGUAUAGUUUCAUCACUCUUCGGCCGUCCGAUUUUCUUCCUCACUGAUGCUUGCUCUUCCACCUCAUUAUGCACUCGUGCCCAGUAGAGGGUUGGUAUCUUGGAUGCUGCCUCUUGCUGCUGUGUGUGGUGCUAUUGAGUGGAGGAAGAGAGUAAGGCUAGUUACUAUUGACUUGG
This is a messenger RNA of Perkinsus marinus ATCC 50983, 731 nucleotides long. RefSeq lists its product as hypothetical. The transcript is spliced from 5 exons. NCBI's taxonomy places the organism in Eukaryota, Perkinsozoa, Perkinsida, Perkinsidae. Bases 42 to 419 code for a protein of 125 amino acids. The record is from RefSeq and is a predicted model, not a curated record.